Molecule: messenger RNA, 2886 nt
Organism: Anopheles arabiensis
Lineage: Eukaryota; Metazoa; Arthropoda; Insecta; Diptera; Culicidae
Gene: rngo
Product: protein DDI1 homolog 1
Exons: 3
Coding region: 535-2094 (519 amino acids)
Biological process (GO): proteolysis
Molecular function (GO): aspartic-type endopeptidase activity
Source: RefSeq, a predicted model, not a curated record
ACCAAGGUUUAGAUACAGCGCGACACCCACUCAGCCGCUGUUGUGAGGCUGUCUGUUUUCCCGAACCAUCUCCGGCAUUUCUUUUAUUAGAUUCGCUUGUGGAUUGUUUAAAAUUUCUUCGUUCAAACUGCUUAUUGCAACAGCUUCUCUCGUACAGGUGAUCGAACGCCAGAUCGCAGAUCGAACGCAGAACAGAUUCAACGACCAACCGAAACAUUCCCGUUCGUGCGUGUCGGAGCUUGUUGAUUGCGUUGUCAUAUCGCGAUUGUGUCGCUGCACAACAAACAAAGAUCUUCGUCGGUGUGUUUUCGGUGUCUCCCCGCUUCGGUGAAAUAAAGUUUGUUCCGGUUUAGUUUGUUUUCGCCCGUGCCGACAACGCUGAAUGCCCUUCGUAUCGCAUAAAAAAGUGGUGUGUUGCCCAGCCCAGCGCAUUAAGUGAAGUUCCGUGGUAGAAAGUGGUUAGCGUUACGAGCACCUACCCUCCUGCCCUUAUUCGUAUCAGUAAACUUCCCCCCUGCACCACCACACAACACCAUGCGUAUCACCGUGAUGGACGCCAGCUCCUCGGACAUAUCCACGUUCGAGGUGGCCGACGAUAUGGAGCUGGAAAAUCUGAUCGCCCUGUGCCGGAUGGAGUUCAACAUACCGGCCCACAUGGAGCUCGGGCUGUCGGCCAAGCAGCGGAUGCUGGUGGACCCCAAACAAACGCUCACACACUACGACGUGAAGGAUGGCGAUAUGUUGCUGCUGCACAAGACCUCCGUCUCGCAGCCGGCCGGGGCAGCGACCGGGUCUUCGGCCGCCCGGGCCCGUCCAAUGCUGCCGACCGGACCGUCCACACUGGAGGGUGGUGAACCGGCAGUGUUGGCCAAUCUGGACUUUAGCUCGAUACAAGUACCUACCUCGAUCCGUGCGGGUGCCGGUGGCAACGGUGGCAAUGCUUCCUCCAGCGGCCUGAACCGUCCCUCGCCGUCCGUCGGCCUGGAGGACGAUCCGGCCGUCGUGCGGGAAAUGUUCCUCUCCAAACCGGACCAGCUGGCCUUGCUGAAGCAGAACAAUCCGCGCCUGGCCGAGGCGCUACUGUCCGGCAACCUGGAAACGUUCGCCACCGUCCUGCGGAAGCAGAUUGCCGAGCGCAUGGAGAAGCAGCAGCAGCGGCUCCGGAUACUGCAGGCCAGCCCGUUCGAUGCGGAGGCGCAGCGCCUGAUCGCGGAGGAGAUCAAGCAGAAAAACAUCGAAGCAAAUAUGGAGGCGGCGAUGGAGUACAACCCGGAAACGUUCGGCACGGUCGUGAUGCUGUACAUCAACUGCAAGGUAAAUGGGCACCCGGUAAAGGCGUUCAUCGAUUCGGGCGCCCAGGCCACGAUUAUGAGUGCGGCGGCGGCCGAGCGCUGCAACAUAAUGCGCCUGGUCGACACGAGAUGGGCCGGCAUAGCGAAGGGCGUCGGCGUGCAGCGCAUUAUUGGCCGCAUCCACAUGGUGCAGAUACAGAUCGAGAAGGAUUUUCUCACGUCCAGCUUUUCCGUGCUGGAGGAGCAACCGAUGGAUAUGCUGCUCGGGCUGGACAUGCUUAAGCGCCACCAGUGCAACAUUGACCUCAAGAACAACGUGCUGCGCAUUGGCACCACCGGCACGGAGACACCGUUUUUGGCCGAAGGCGAUCUGCCCGAGUGUGCCCGGCUGACGGGCAGCCCGGAGGAGGAAAAGCGUGCGCUGGCCGAAUCGGCCAAGCUGGCGGAAGAGCUUGCGAUCAAGGAAGCGCUCAGCAAGAGCCAAAGCGAUCAAGCUACGACGAGUGGCGCUGGCAGCAGUGGCAGCAGUAGCACAGCGGCAGCGACUACCACGACGACGACGACGGCUGCCGACCCAACACCGGCCACGACGACCACGCCACCCUCGACGGGACCGGAACCGAUGCAGCAGGACGAGGAGGAGCCACCGCUGACACUGUUGCCGACCGAUCGCUUCACCGAGAUGGACGUCGUCGAGCUGGAAUCGAUGGGCUUCAAGCGGCAGAUGGUGAUUGACGAGCUGCGGGCAGCGAACGGGGACAAAACGCAGGCCACCUCGGGGCUGUUUGCGAAAUUGGGAUAAUACCGCCAGGACGUCGCGAAAACAAGGAGGUACAAGCGGUACACAGAAGCGUAGGUAGGAGUGAAGAGAUCUCGCGCACUGCCGGCAAGCGCCCGGAACACCCUCACACACAGAUGACGGAAGAAAGGUGCAAACCGUCUUUUAACCGUUUUUGUCUCUUUAUGCACCCAAAUCCGUCGUGCACCUCAGGUUGAUUGGACGUGUUGCGUCUAUGUGUGCUUAUGCGCGCGCUCUUAACUUGUCUGUGUUUUGUGAUUUUCCCUUCGCGAUGGCCACCAUCGCCACACCGUGAAAUGAGUCCUUUUGCAGCAUAAACUUCUUGCCCAAGACACAGUGCUUGCAUUUGGCAUAUCGCAAACAAAGAGAGAGGGAGAGGGUUUAAUGGUGAGAUCAUUUUCUUGAUUAGUAGACUAUUAUAGUGUAAAGGUUGGUUUAUUGCACAAUGAUUAUAUUAUGUUUUCGCUCUCCACUUCAUCCGGGAGAUGGUGAUCAAAUUUAUUUUGCUCAAAAUUGUCUUGGCAUCGACGACAAUGACGAGUGCAUGCAAUCGAGAGCCGUUGGACUGAAUUAAUUUCCAUGGGCAAGGAACAUUGCUGUGUGUGUGUGUCUACUCCUUCCGCCCCAUUGAUACCUCGUAAUGUUUCGCUUUGUUUGCCGUUUUUCUAUGCUACUUUCUUCCCUCUACUCAAAUUCUCUCCUCCUUUCGGUGGGCUUAAGGGUUUAACGAAUUUUGUCUACUAGAUAAGUGAUACAUAUUAAUAAAAACUGCUAGAACAUUGCUCGAAAGAUGAA